Messenger RNA from Zalophus californianus (California sea lion), 5306 nucleotides. RefSeq names its product pregnancy zone protein-like. The coding region runs from base 43 to 4479 and encodes 1478 amino acids. Lineage: Eukaryota; Metazoa; Chordata; Mammalia; Carnivora; Otariidae. The transcript is spliced from 36 exons. Gene Ontology annotation, cellular component: extracellular region. The record is from RefSeq and is a predicted model, not a curated record. Gene Ontology annotation, molecular function: endopeptidase inhibitor activity.
CAAGGACUCAGAUUCCUAUUAUUUCCUCUUUCUCUCCACACCAUGAGGGGAAAUCAACUGCCCAAUCCAGUCUUGAUUCUAUUUUUCCUGCUUCUUCCCAGAGAUGCUUCCACUGCUUCAAAACCGCAGUAUCUGGUGCUGGUCCCAUCAGAGCUGUACACUGGGGUCCCUGAGAAGGCUUGUGUCAUGCUUAAUCACCUGAAUGAGACGGUGACACUGAACAUAAUUCUGCAUUAUGGAAUGCAGAUCAGAACCCUCCUCACAGACCUGGUGACAGAGAAGAACUCCUUCUACUGCAGCCCGUUCACUCUUCCGGAGUUACCAUCUUCCUCAGGGUUGAUUACUGUGGAGGUGAAGGGGCCAACCCAGCAGUUCAUAAAGAGGAAAAGAGUGCACAUCACAAAAGUAGACAGCCUCAUCUUUGUCCAAACAGACAAACCCAUCUACAAACCAGGACAAACAGUGAGAUUCCGCGUUGUCUCUGUGGAUGUCAAUUUUCACCCUUUGAAUGAAACGUUCCCAGUGGUUUAUAUUGAGAAUCCCAAGAGGAACCGAAUUUUCCAAUGGCAAAGUCUCAGAUUGCAAGGAGGACUCAGCCAGCUCUCCUUCCCACUCUCAGUGGAGCCCACUCUGGGUACUUAUAAGGUCAAUCUGCAGAAGGAGUCAGGGGAAAAAAUAGAGCACCCCUUUGAAGUGAAUGAAUAUGUCUUGCCCAAAUUUGAGGUCCAAGUGAAAAUGCCCAAGACUAUUGGAUUUCUAGAGGAAGAAUUUACGGUAUCCGUCUGUGCCCUAUACACAUAUGGAAAGCCUGUCUCUGGUCUGGUGACAAUUAAUGUAUGCAGAAAAUACUCACAACAGCGUUAUGCCUGCCAUGGAAGACAUUCACAAAAUACCUGUGAAGAAUUCAGUCAACAGGCAGACAGUGAAGGCUGUUUCACACAACUCGUGAAGACUAAGGUAUUCCAACUGAGACAGAAGGGAUAUGACAUGAGCAUACAAGUGGAAGCCAAAGUCAAAGAGGAUGGAACAGAGUUGGAAUUAACUGGGCAUGGAUCAUGUGAAAUCACAAAUACCUUAAGCAAACUGAAAUUUACAAAAGCGGAUACACAUUAUAGGCAUGGUCUCCCUUUUUUGGGGCAGGUUAUUCUAGUUGAUGAGAAGGAUCAACCAAUCCCCAAUAAAACUGUAGUCAUCAGGGUAGAUGUAACUGCAUACCGUUCCAGCCUUACCACAAAUGAGCACGGUCUGGUGAACAUUUCCAUUGAUACCACCAACUUCACAUCUUCUCUCUUUACAGUUACGGUCACUUACAAAGAGAAUAACCUCUGUUUUGAUAACUGGUGGCUUGAAGAAUUUCAUGCACAAGCACAGCACACUGUAAAGCAUAUUUUCUCCCCGAGCAAGAGUUAUGUUUACCUUGAACUUGUUGGUGGUACCAUGACCUGUGGACAAAUCCAGGAUAUCCGGGCGCAUUACAUCCUGAAUGGACAGAUUCUGAAGGACGAAAAAGAAUUAACUUUCUAUUAUUUGAUCAAAGCAAGAGGAAGCAUCUCCCAAUCGGGAAGCCAUGUUUUGUCCAUUGAACAAGGAGACACGAAAGGGGUAUUUUCCUUCUCCUUUCGAGUGGACUCAGACAUCGUUCCUGUUGCCCGGUUGCUGGUUUAUGCUAUUUUACCCAGUGGAGAAAUUGUCGCCGAUACUAAGAAACUCGAGAUUGAAAACUGUUUUGCCAAUAAGGUAAAUUUGAGUUUCUCCGAAGCCCAGAGCCUGCCAGCCUCACACAACAACCUGGAGGUCACGGCCACUCCUCACUCCCUCUGUGCCCUUCGUGCCGUAGACCAGAGCGUUCUGCUGAUGAAGCCUGAAGCUGAGCUCUCCCCUCAGUCGGUCUAUGACUUGCUACCAGUAAAGAGUGUCCCUAGCGUUGGAUAUGGAGGUCCCCUGACCAAAGAUGAUGAGCAAUGUAUCAUUGCAGAAGACAUAAUUCACAAUGGAAUCGUUUACACACCAAAACAGAUCCUGGAUGAUGAAGAUGUUUACAGUAUUUUUGAGUCUGCAGGAUUAAAUAUUUUUACCAACUCAAAAGUCCACAAGCAUUGUCAGCUGCUUCUGCCACGUCCAGGAAUGCCUAUGGCCUAUUCGGGAAGUAACGUCUUUCCUCUAGCACGUGGUAUUGCAGGACCAGUUUAUCCAAUGUUCCCCAGAGAGAAUCUUCCAGCCGUGGAAGUGAAAGAGACAGUCCGGAAGUACUUCCCUGAGACCUGGAUCUGGGACUUGGUGCCACUCGAUUCAUCAGGUAGAAAUGAGUUGGCAGUGAAUGUCCCUGACACCAUCACGGAGUGGAAGGCCAGCGCACUCUGCUUGUCCGGGUCGACAGGGCUGGGUCUCUCUCCCGUCAUCUCUCUUCAAGUGUUCCAGCCCUUCUUCCUGGAACUCACUCUCCCCUACUCUGUGGUGCGAGGAGAAGCCUUUACGCUCAAAGCCACCGUGUUCAACUAUUUAUCCCAUUGCAUUCGGGUCAGCUGGCAGCUGGAAGCCUUUCCUGACAAGUCAGCGGACCUAGUGAAAAAGAAUGAAGAAACUCCCUGUGUCUGUGCAAAUAGGCAGAAAACUAUGUCCUGGGCUGUGACCCCAAAGUCACUGGGAAAGGUGAAUUUCACAGCUACUGUGGAAGCCCUGCAGUCUCAGGAAUUGUGUGGCAACAAGGUGCCAAGAGUCCCAGCACUUGGACAGAAGGAUACCGUAAUCAAGCCCUUAUUAGUUGAGCCUGAAGGAAUAGAAAAGGAAGAAACUUUCAACACACUCCUCUGUGCAUCAGAAACUGGUGUAUCUGAAAAGUUGUCACUAAAAGUUCCUUCAGAUGUGGUUGAAGGAUCUGCCAGGGCGACAUAUUCGGUUUUGGGUGACAUAUUAGGCUCUGCAGUGCAAAAUCUUCAUAAUCUUCUCCAGAUGCCGUAUGGUUGUGGAGAGCAAAAUAUGGUCCUUUUUGUCCCUAACAUCUAUGUUCUGAACUAUCUGAAUGAGACACGACAGCUGACAGAGACUAUCAAGUCCAAAGCCAUCAGCUACCUCAUCAGUGGGUACCAAAGGCAGUUGAAUUAUAAGCACAGUGAUGGUUCAUACAGCACCUUUGGGGAUCAUAAUGGCAGAAGUCAGGGAAACACUUGGCUCACUGCAUUUGUGCUCAAGUCCUUUGCUCAAGCCCGGUCGCACAUUUUUGUGGAGAUGUCACACAUCACCAGUGCCCUCACCUGGCUCGCACAGAGACAGAAGGAAAAUGGUUGUUUCCAGCGCUCCGGAUCACUGCUAAACAAUGCUAUUAGGGGUGGGGUAGAUGAUGAACUGACACUCUCUGCCUACAUCACCAUUUCUCUGCUGGAGAUGCCACUACCUGUCACUCACCCUGUUGUCCGCAAUGCUCUGUUCUGCCUGGAAAAUGCCUGGGGAUCCAUCUCAGAGGCCCAAGGAAGUCUUGUCUAUUCCAAGGCAUUAUUGGCCUAUGCCUUUGCCCUAGCAGGAAAGCAGGCCAAGCGAAGUGAGCUUCUUGAAUCGUUGGACAAAGACGCUGUGAAAGAAGAGGACUCAAUCCACUGGCAGCGUCCUGGGAAAGUUGAAGACGUUACGACAUUCUGUUAUCAACCCCGGGCUCCUUCUGUUGAAGUGGAGAUGACUUCGUACUUGCUCCUUGCCUAUCUUACUGCUUGGCCAGCCCCAUCUUCAGAAGACCUGUCUGUGGCCUCACGUAUUGUGAAAUGGAUCAUCAAGCAACAAAACCCCAAUGGGGGCUUCUCCUCCACUCAGGAUACUGUGGUAGCUCUCCAAGCCCUGUCCAAAUAUGGAGCAGCAACUUUCAGUAAAAGGGAGAAAGCAACUGUAGUCACUGUCAAGUCUUCAGAGAAGUUCUUUGAAGAAUUCCAAGUCCACGAUGCCAAUCGCCUGUUGCUGCAGGAGGUCGGGUUGCCAGAGAUUCCAGGGGAGUACAGCACGACCGUGUCAGGGUCAGGAUGUGUGUAUCUCCAGACAUCCUUGAGAUAUAACAUCCUGCCCAAGAAAGAAGGGAAAGUCCCCUUCACUCUGAAGGUUGAUACUCUCCCCAAGAAUUGUGAUGGAGUACAUGCUCACAGGAAAUUCCAGAUUCACAUCAACAUUAGUUACACCGGGGAACGACCAAGCUCCAACAUGGUCAUUGUUGACGUGAAGAUGGUAUCAGGCUUCAUACCUACGAAAUCAUCCGUGAGAAAGCUCCAAGAAAAGCCUCAGAUUCAAAGGACUGAAGUGAGCACCAACCAUGUCCUGAUUUACUUUGAAGAGCUAACCAAUCAAACUCUGAGUUUCUCCUUCUCAGUGGAACAAGACAUCCAAGUUGACAAUUUAAAACCAGCUACUGUAAAAGCCUAUGAUUAUUACGAAACAGAGGAAUUCACUAUUGAAGAAUACAGGGAUCCCUGCAGUGCUGAAUCUGAACACAGAACUGCUUGAAAAUGGAAACUUGUGGACCUCAUCAGAUGAUCUUCUCUAGGAACGAAGGACAAAGACUUAUCAGGAGAGGAAGAUAGUGGGAGAAAGAGGGGACAGGAAUUGGAAAUAUAUAAAAUUUGAUGUUGAAUAAAUUUAUGACACAUACACUUCUACCGUUUCUUUUGUUCUGUAUCAGUAUUAUAUUUCCCUUCUGAAGUAUAUGUCUAUUCCCUGCAGUAUUUUUACAAACACUAUAAAAGCUGUAUGAAAACCUGAGCUAAAAACACUACAGAUAAAUCAAAAUGGAAUUCCAAAAAGUGUUCAAGUAACCCACAGGAAGGUAGACAAAAGAAAACAAUGUUUCCAAGUAUUGGAAACAACCAAAAUGUCCAUUAAUAGGCGAAUGGUUAUACUAACUGUGGUACAUUCAUGCCAUGGAAUACUACUCAGCAAUAAAAAGGAGCAAACUAUUGAUCUACACAAAAAUUUGAAUGGAUCUCAAGAACAUUAUGCUUGGUGAAAAUAAAGCCAAUUUCAAGAGAUCAUACUAUAUGAUUCCUUUUAUCUAACAGUCAUGAAAUGAGAGAAUUAUAGAAAUGGGGAAAAAUUAGUGGUUUCCAGGGAUUAGAGAUGGUAGGGCAAGGGGGGAUUGGAAUGACUAUAAGGGGUUGGUUUAGAGAGAUAUUUGGGGUGAUAAAAUCCUGUAUGUGUUUCAUUACAAGUAAAAUUUUUGCAUUUCUGUGGCUUAAUAAAAUGUUUUAAUAAUGACUAUGGUGGGGCAUCUGGGCAACUCAGUCGGUCAAGCAGCUGCCUUCUGCUCAGGUCAUGAUCACGGGGUCCUGGGAUAG